This is a messenger RNA of Lithohypha guttulata, 1293 nucleotides long. RefSeq lists its product as uncharacterized. The record is from RefSeq and is a predicted model, not a curated record. Bases 1 to 1293 code for a protein of 430 amino acids. Lineage: Eukaryota; Fungi; Ascomycota; Eurotiomycetes; Chaetothyriales; Trichomeriaceae. Gene Ontology annotation, cellular component: mitochondrion. Gene Ontology annotation, molecular function: oxidoreductase activity; zinc ion binding. The transcript has 2 exons.
AUGGCACAAUCCAAUGGAGGUGAGAAUCUUUUUAGGGCAAUAUGUAAUGCCACAGCCGACGCUGAAGAUCACGACCAUAUCACUCCCACAUCGAAAGCACUGAUGCAGGCCGUCCAUCUCGAUGGCUAUAUUAAGUCACUGGAUGAGGUGAAGGCAGUUGACGUUCCUCGGCCGAACUUCGAGUCGUAUCUGGCACUCCUGAAACAAAUUCAGCGGCCUGUACCUAAGGAGCCAUUGGUUCAUGUCCGGAUCACCCACACAGCCAUCAACCACGUGGAUCUUCUGUAUGCCCAUGGUGUUCAUCAAAACAACAAAUCGGGAUUAUUCGUGCCUCCUUUCACUUUGGGCCUGGAAUUCAGUGGCGUCGUUCUGCAAGUGCAUGCUGUUAAUGGUCAGAAACCAACUUUCAAACCCGGCGACAAGGUCUGGGGAGGUUCGGUAGGCACUCAUGCCGAAGAGAUCAUAGUCCCAGCGUCAGCUAUACACCAUCUCCCCAACCCGACAUGGUCCCUGCACGAUAUUGCUGCCAUAGGAGCAGGCACUCUACCGGUGUCUUAUGGAGCAUUGACAACGAUUGCUGGACUUUCAGCUGGAGAAGUCAUUCUCGUACAUGCAGCCGCUGGUGGCCUCGGAGUGUAUGCCGUUCAGAUUGCUCGAGCAUUAGGCGCGAAGGUAAUUGGCACAGUAGGGUCACAACACAAAGCGGCUGUCGUGGAAAGUCUUCUCCGCGACCCAAAUACAGGGAAAAUUCCUGCUGGCGAAGGUGUAGUCAAUUACAGCAAAGGUGGUUGGGAGAACGAAGUAUUGGCGCUUUGUAAGCAAAUUGGCAAGGAUGGAAUUGACGUGGUUUACGACACCGUCGGACUUGUACAGAAAUCAAUUCGGUGCACAACGUUCAAUGGCCGAAUUGUCGUCGCAGGGUUCGCGGGCAGAACAGGAACAGGGGCCGAGAAGGUCCAAGCACUCGAGCAGCUUGCAGUGAAUCGAAUUCUAUUAAAGCAGAUCAAGCUUCUCGGCUACAGAUAUGGCGAAACAAACAGGAGAAUGCCUCAAGAGACUGUCAAGAUGUGGCGAGGUCUGAACGAGAUGCUAAUUCAUGAGCCGAGACUCGUACAUCCGGUGGUAUAUAAGACCUACAAGGGUCUCAGCCAUAUCAACGAAGGAAUGCAAGCACUGCGCCAUCGUGAAGUCUAUGGCAAGGCCGUGAUCGAAGUCUGCACGGAAGAAUUGGCAUUGAAACAAGCACAGCAAGUUAACAACCAGCAGCAAGCUUCAGCUGUCUCGAAGCUUUAA